AUGUCUGCCAACGCUGUCAACAUCAGAUCUCGCCGUGUCAAUGUAUUCGCUGAGCCCACAGAUAAGAUCAAGAAGGAGAGUACAAAGCACCUAAACAGCCGCAAUACUCAGACGAUCAAUGAGCAUACUUCGGAUUGGUCCCCUUCUGAUUCCAUCAAUACUAUCAGUGGUCGAAGUGUCAACCGGGAUGCUUUUCUCAGCAGUGAGAAAUGGAAAUCCCGGUUCUUGAAGCAGGAUUUGCCGUCGCAUCCGUUUAAUGUCAAGGCAGACAAACACAAAGAGAAGAAUGAACGGAGUGUCGGUGCCCUCCGGGAGUUGCCGCUGACUCCAAAGAUCGUAAUGGCCAAGGUAACGGCAGCCUCAAAGUCUCGCGGCCUGGUUGCAACGGAGCUCUCAGAUGUAGAUGAAGGCUAUGAGUCUCCUGCCGAUGCUCCCAAUAUGAGCACAGGAACGCGUAUAAGCCACUAUGAGCAGCAUAUGGCUUGUGCUGAAGCGCACCGCAAUGAAGUUGCCAACAUUCACAUGGAACCAAACGACUGUGCAGAACUGGAGAAUGAUGAAUCUGACAGCGAUGUGGAGGUCAUCUACGAUGGCAACAGGGAAACCGACUUUGAAAUUAUUGGCAACGAGGAUUCUAGCGACGAUCAACUGGACGACGAUGUCGAGAUGAAUCAGGAGAUCCCUGAGGUUGACAUUAUGAAGGGGCCAACGAAGCACAGCUAUCCACAGAAGCAAAAUGGCUUGACGCCCGACCCACACAUGUCUUCAAAGAAGCGCUCACAGGCAACAUUAUCGGACAAGGAAGAAGAUGUUGAAUCCAUGAAGCGUCGGAUAAGCAAGGAGCGUUCGCAAAGGGCUCUGGAUAAAGGAGUAGCUGCGGUCGUCGAGGCGAGAAAGGUUGCCUUGGCUAAGGAAGCUCAGUUAACUUCGAAGUCGCGAGCCGGUGCUGUAUCACGAUACAAGCGCCAGGGUGUUACCCGUCUUAGAACAGAAGAACACCCUCUUGAAAAAAGAGGUGGCUUACUUGGCGCCUACAACGACGUGUCUUCCAGGGAGCCUAUAGACCAGAACUCAGCACCCUUGCCACAACAAGCUGUCAAAGGAUCCCCAGAGGAGCGUGGCUGCGAGGUGACCGAUGAGAACAAGCAAAGCGGCCCAUUGUUGGGGACCUACUUCACUUGCCCGGAGCUAAAUCACAUUGAACCUUCCUUCGAGCUACAGUAUGCCGAUCUAGGAGUGCUAUUUGACCCAGCCCUGUUUCCUUCAGGUCUUAAUCUGGACAUUCUCAGGUCUUUUGUAUCGACUACGCGCAUUCCCGCUGCAUUCCUGGGCAACCCAGCCCGAGACACGCCCAUUGACUAUUUCCUCAAGCCAGUUGGCCAAUCACAGAUUCUAGCCUUCAAAAAGGGCGGAGACAACGUCGACGCCCUUGUCUUUGGGUUUGUGACUAAGAGCGAUGUGCUGCAGGGGAGAACGUACAAAGGAGCAGGCGUAACCCGUCUCUUGAAGAGCAUGGAGGUGAACCUCCUGUCUCAGGAGGGAGAACGGUUGUUAGCCAUGCUUUCCAUGGUAGGUGGAGGGAAGCCGAUGGACCUCUUGAGUCUUGAAGGGGGUGUAGUGUCCUUCGCGACCAAACACACACCCAUCGACGAUGAUGGUGUGGAAAUCAAGAGUGAGUGUGAUAUCUUCCUUAUAAAUCAAUUUCCUGAUUAUCCGUUCAUUGUGCAGGGGGUGGUUCAGGAAGACUAA
Molecule: messenger RNA, 1749 nt
Organism: Peniophora sp. CBMAI 1063
Lineage: Eukaryota; Fungi; Basidiomycota; Agaricomycetes; Russulales; Peniophoraceae
Source: the annotation of a GenBank genome assembly